This is a messenger RNA of Lactuca saligna, 1795 nucleotides long. NCBI's taxonomy places the organism in Eukaryota, Viridiplantae, Streptophyta, Magnoliopsida, Asterales, Asteraceae. The record is from the annotation of a GenBank genome assembly.
AUGGCAGGACUAGAGGAAUUGAAAAAGAAACUGGUACCACUAUUCGAUGCAGAAAAGGGCUUCUCUUCAGGAUCAACCAUGGAUCCUUCUGAUUCAUACAUGCUAUCAGAUGGUGGAACUGUCAACCUACUCAGUCGAUCUUAUGGAGUAUACAACAUUAAUGAACUUGGAUUACAAAAGUGCACAUCAAGAGUAACAAACGAUGUAGAUGAAAGAGAAAGGACUUAUAGAUGUGCUUCACAUGAAAUGAGAAUAUUUGGAGCCAUAGGCAGUGGUGCAAGCAGUGUAGUUCAAAGAGCUAUUCAUAUCCCAACUCACAGAAUCAUUGCAUUAAAGAAGAUCAACAUUUUUGAAAAGGAGAAAAGACAACAGCUUCUUACUGAGAUAAGAACAUUAUGUGAAGCACCAUGUUAUCAAGGUCUUGUGGAAUUUUAUGGAGCUUUUUACACUCCUGACUCUGGGCAAAUAAGCAUUGCUCUAGAGUACAUGGAUGGAGGUUCAUUAGCUGAUGUUAUAAAAAGACAAAGAUGUAUACCAGAAGCUGUUCUUUCUCUAAUGGUUCAAAAACUUUUGCAGGGACUAAGCUAUCUGCAUGGAGUUAGAUACUUAGUCCACAGAGACAUAAAGCCUGCAAAUUUGCUUGUGAAUCUCAAGGGAGAACCAAAAAUUACAGACUUUGGGAUAAGUGCUGGCUUAGAGAAUUCCAUGGCAAUGUGUGCUACAUUUGUGGGAACUGUGACCUACAUGUCACCUGAAAGAAUCAGAAAUGAAAGUUAUUCAUAUCCAGCUGAUAUCUGGAGCCUUGGUCUUGCUCUUUUUGAAUGUGGCACUGGUGAAUUUCCUUAUACAGCAAAUGAAGGACCUGUUAAUCUUAUGUUACAGAUCCUGGAAGAUCCAUCUCCAUCACCCCCAAAAGACAUUUUUUCUCCAGAGUUCUGCUCAUUUAUUGAGGCUUGUCUACAGAAAGAUGCUGAUGCAAGACCAACUGCAGAGCAACUUCUUUCACAUCCAUUUAUCACAAAAUACGAGAAUGCCAAAGUCGACUUAGCAGCAUUUGUUCGUAGCAUUUUUGAUCCAACACAAAGAAUGAAAGAUUUAGCAGAUAUGCUAGCAGUACAUUACUAUUUGCUUUUUGAUGGGUCAGAUGAACUCUGGCAAUCUGCAAAGAGCUUCUACAACGAAUCAUCAACUUUCAGUUUCUCGGGGAAAGAAUCUACUGGGCCUGAUGAUAUUUUUAAAACCUUAUCAAAUAUUCGGAGUACAUUAGCUGGUGAAUGGCCUUCUGAAAAGCUCGUGCAUGUUGUUGAAAAGCUACAGUGUAGGGCCCACGGUGAAGAUGGAGUUGCAAUUCGUGUUUCGGGAUCAUUUAUUGUUGGAAACCAGUUUCUUAUAUGUGGAGAUGGCAUACAAGCAGAAGAUGUGCCAGAUUUUAAAGAUUUGAAUAUCGACAUACCUAGUAAAAGAAUGGGAACUUUUCAAGAACAGUUUAUUAUGGAACCUGGAAAUAUCAUUGGUCGAUACUCCGUUGCCAAACAAGAGCUUUACAUCAUCCAAUAAAAAAAAAAAAGGUCUUUUUCUGUUAUAGUAGGAGUUGGAGUGGUUGAAUGACUUGAAUCUAUAUGUAUGUACAAAGUGUUUAUGAUUUAUUUGUUCCAUACUAGGUAGGAGUAACUCUGUUUUUGUGUAAUGUUAAUUGUAGUAAGUUAGUAUCAAUAUGGGAAAUGUACCAAUAUACUUAUGUUUCUUUAUCUAUAACAAAUUAACAACGUACUUAUAUAUAUAUUUUUUUGCUGAU